CGCCAAACGUACUAUUUUAUUUAUGAAGAGAUAUAUGAUUAAGAAUGGCAGAGCGAUUUUGAAAUGAUUUUUUAAAUAAAUUAAUAAAACGGAAAAAAAAAAGAAAGAAAAAUAAUAAGAAAAAUGAGUAAUUUUCAAUCUCCUAUGCGAUGUAUUUCUCCUAAUGCGAGAAUUCUGAGUGCCAAACCUCAAGUUGAACAAACGCUCAAUAUAAAACAAGCACAAAAUAAAGCAAGAAAUAGUAUUACAUGGUUUUUUGUCAAUAGUUCUUUACUUGGAAUUCUCGUUUUUGAUAUAUUAUAUGGAGGUGCAGCAUAUAAACCAUUUUGUUGGGCUGAAUGGUGUUUGGCCUCAAUAUUUGCAUUAAAUGCUCUAUAUCAUAUCACAAGAUAUGCAUGGUCAAACUUUUCUUUACAACCAAUUUUAUUGAGUCCUAAACAAAGACGACUAUUGGGUGUAUCAGAAGAUGAUCCUUUUUUUAAGAAUGAAUUACCAUUAUCUCAAAAAAUAUCUGAACCAAUAAUUCCAUUAAAUUUAUCAUGUAUAAGUCUUAACAAAAGAAUGGUCCCACUUAGUUCUACAGGAUUAAGUGAAUCUAAGGAUUUUUCACCAUCAAAUCAAUUUUUUAAAUAUGAUAGUCCUACAUCUCAAAAAUCAGCUUCUAGUCCUAAUGGAUCUUUUAAUAAGCCUUUUAAUAUUUCAACAAAUGGAAAUUUAACUAAUGAGGAUUUAAUUCAAAAUGAGAAGGAAUUAAAAAAUUACUUGGAAAAAGCACGUCAAAAAAAAAAUAUUCUAUCUAUAGACAUUGAUCAACCUUCUAAUUUACUUAGUUCAUUUUGGUCGCAUCCAGCAAUUAGAAGUCCUGGAGAAGUUUCUCCAUUAUUGAGAAGAUGUGCAUACCAAGUAGCACCAAUUAUAGAUAAAUCAAAAUCAGUUAGUCCAGGUGCUGAAGAAGGAAAUUCACCUAGAGGUAUAUUCGGUGCAUCAAAUGUUUGGAGGAAAUAUAGAAUUGAUUCAAUUAAAGUAAAUGAAUGGACAGCCAAUCUUCGCAUGUGGAUUAGCAAAACAGUUAUUGAACGAGUAGCAACUGAAAUUGAUAAUGUUUGUUUAGCAUUAAUUCGUCAUGGUUUAAGUGAUUCUCAACCAGGAUAUGUGGGAUUACAUAGAUUGAGAAAACUUGCACAAGCACCAUUCUUAGUAUCUGCUAUUCCUACUUUACCAACUUUAGUACCUUUUUUAGAAUUGUCUAAUAAUCAAGAAUACUUAAUUAAGAGAAUUAAAAUUCUUGCUAAAGGAGGAUCAAUGAGCGAAUUUAAAUGGAAUGGUGGAGGACCUCAUAAUGGCAAAGAAUGGGAUUCUAGUUUACCAACUGAUUCUGUGAUAAUUAUGCACUUAGUUUCAACAUACAUGGAUACGCAAUUAGAAGCUCCUUUAGAUCAACCUGAUGCACGACCAUUUACAUCAAGAUAUAUGGCUAGGUCAGGAAUGGCUUUACCACGUAGUAAGGGACCUAUCGUAGUAUGUCAAUCUAUAAAUCCACCACAUUAUAAUUUGGCACAUUCUGGGGAUUCAUCACCUAGCGAUUAUGAAGAAAUACAACGUGGUAGGAACAAUUUAUUUCAUACAUUUCUAUUAUUUUUAUACAUCGUUAAAACAAGAGAUCAUGGUAUGCUAGGUCGUGUAAAUUUAGGUACAUCAGGUAUAAACGUUUUAUGGGUAAUCGAUAAUUGAAUAUUUGAUAUUCAGCAAAUAAUAAUAUCAUAUAUAUAACAAAUAUUUGAUGAUGUAAUAUUUAUUUUUUUUUUCACUUGCAUUUUUAUUAUUAAUAAUUUGUUUCUUGAUAUGUAUUCUUCAUGUGUGAAAUUAUAUUCAGUGUUUUUUGUA
Molecule: messenger RNA, 1884 nt
Organism: Apis dorsata (giant honeybee)
Lineage: Eukaryota; Metazoa; Arthropoda; Insecta; Hymenoptera; Apidae
Product: transmembrane protein 209
Exons: 8
Coding region: 124-1731 (535 amino acids)
Cellular component (GO): membrane
Source: RefSeq, a predicted model, not a curated record